This is a messenger RNA of Sporisorium graminicola, 1095 nucleotides long. RefSeq lists its product as uncharacterized. NCBI's taxonomy places the organism in Eukaryota, Fungi, Basidiomycota, Ustilaginomycetes, Ustilaginales, Ustilaginaceae. Gene Ontology annotation, cellular component: small-subunit processome; nucleolus. Gene Ontology annotation, molecular function: RNA binding. The transcript has a single exon. The coding region runs from base 1 to 1095 and encodes 364 amino acids. The record is from RefSeq and is a predicted model, not a curated record.
AUGGCGGACGCAACCACCUCCUCUUCGCCCCCUCCCCCCGCAGAGGUAUCCAAAAACAAAAAGCACCGCAAGGACAAACCCUGGGACAACGACUCGAUCAACCACUGGGAAGUGCCCAAGUUCACCGCAGACGAGAUCAAGGGCCCCUUUCUCGAAGAAUCGUCCUUUGCCACGCUCUUCCCCAAAUACCGCGAACGCUACCUCAAAGAAGUAUGGGGCCAUGUCACCUCGGCGCUCGACAAGCAUGGCAUCGCAUGCACGCUCGAUCUCGUCGAAGGUUCCAUGAUGGUCAAGACCACCCGUAAAACGUACGAUCCUUACGUCAUCCUCAAAGCGAGGGACAUGAUCCGCCUCCUGUCGCGCUCUGUUCCCUUCCCGCAGGCGGUCAAGAUCUUGGAAGAUGGUGUCGAGUGCGAUGUGAUCAAAAUCGGCAAUUUGUUGCGCAACAAGGAGAGGUUCGUCAAGCGAAGACAACGUAUCAUCGGGCCCAACGGGAGCACGCUCAAGGCCAUUGAGCUGCUCACCAACUGCUACGUGCUCGUGCAGGGAAACACAGUGAGCGCCAUGGGCCAGUUCAAAAACCUCAAAGAGGUCCGUAGAAUUGUCAUCGACUGCCUGAAAAACAUCCACCCCAUCUACCACAUCAAGGAGCUCAUGAUCAAGCGCGAGCUCGCCAAGGAUCCCAAACUCGCCGAAGAGAACUGGGAACGCUUCCUGCCCAAGUUCAAGAAGCAGAACCAGAAGAAGAAGCCCUCGACCGACGCUGCAGCAACAGGAGGAGAAGCAGCCGCAGCACCCGCAGCACAGAAGAAGGCCAAAGCGAAAGCAAAGACAUAUACCCCCUUCCCUCCACCGCAGCAACCCAGCAAGAUCGACCUUCAGCUCGAGAGCGGUGAAUACUUCCUCAAGCCCAGGCAGAAGAAGCAGGCCGAGGAGGCCAAGAAGCUCGCCAAGCAGGCAGAGCACAAGGACAAGCGCGAGGCGGAGCGCGCAAAGGCCUUCAUCCCCCCGACCGAGGACGGCGCCGCCAAGGACAAGAGCAAGCGCAAGAGGGAGGCCGAGGACGGUGACAAGAAGAGUAAAAAGCCAAAGUGA